CAGGCGCGGCUCCGCCCAACGGCGGAGUAAAUUUGGUGGGCGGUGGAGCAGAGCCGCUGUGUUGGGGUGGUGGGCGCCGAGGUCCGAGUCCUGGGCCCGGGAGGCGUCGCCGCAGCUCCGAAAAGGACAGGGAGUGAAACUAUGUAGCCUUUUAAGAGACUCUCUUUGCCCCAUCUGAAGUCCAUAUGGCUCUGUAUGAUGAAGAUCUCCUGAAAAAUCCUUUCUAUUUGGCUCUUCAAAAGUGGCGUCCUGACUUAUGCAACAAGGUGGCCCAAACCCAUGGCAUUGUCCUGGUGCCCUGCAAAGGAAGCUUGUCGAGCAGCGUUCAGUCCACUUGUCAGUUUGAGUCCUAUAUUUUGAUACCCGUGGAAGAGCACUUUCAGACCUUAAAUGGAAAGGAUGUCUUUAUACAAGGAAACAGGAUUAAAUUAGGAGCUGGUUUUGCCUGUCUUCUCUCAGUGCCCAUUCUCUUUGAAGAAACUUUCUACAAUGAAAAAGAAGAAAGUUUCAGCAUACUGUGCAUAGCCCAUCCUUUGGAAAAGAGAGAGAGUUCAGAAGAGCCUUCAACAUCUUCAGAUCCAUUUACCCUGAAAACCAUCGAAGAUGUGAGGGAGUUUUUGGGAAGACACGCGGAGAGAUUUGACAGGAGCAUUGCGUCUUUCCGGCGAACAUUCAGGGAAUGUGAAAGAAAGAGCCUCCGUCAACACAUAGACUCGGUGAAUGCUCUCUACACCAAAUGUCUCCAGCAGCUUCUGAGGGACUCUCACCUGAAAAUGCUUGCCAAGCAGGAGGCCCAGAUGAACCUGCUGAAGCAGGCAGUGGAGAUGUACGUCCAGCACGAUAUUUAUGAUCUGAUCUUUAAAUAUGUGGGGACCAUAGAGGCAAGCGAGGAUGCUGCCUUUAAUAAAAUCACAAGAAGCCUUCAAGAUCUUCAGCAGAAGGACAUUGGCGUGAAACCGGAGUGCAGCUUCAACAUACCUCGUGCAAAGAGAGAGCUGGCUCAGCUGAACAAGUGCACCUCCCCACAGCAGAAGCUGAUUUGUUUGCGAAAGGUGGUGCGGCUCAUAACCCAGUCUCCCAGCCAGAGAGUUAACUUGGAGACCAUGUGUGCUGAUGAUCUGCUAUCGGUCCUGUUGUAUUUGCUUGUGAAAACAGAGAUCCCUAAUUGGAUGGCAAAUUUGAGUUAUAUCAAAAACUUCAGAUUUAGCAGCUCAGCAAAAGAUGAAUUGGGAUACUGCCUGACCUCAAUUGAGGCUGCGAUCGAAUAUAUUCGGCAAGGAAGCCUCUCCGUUAAGCCGCCCGAGUCUGAGGGCUUUGGUGACCGUCUGUUCCUGAAGCAGAGAAUGAGCCUGCUGUCUCAGAUGACUUCAACUCCCAUUGAUUGUCUGUUUAAGCACAUUGCAGCGGGUAACCAGAAAGAAGUGGAAAGACUUCUGAGCCAAGAUGACCAAGACAAAGAUGCCAUCCAAAGGAUGUGUCACCCUCUGUGCUUCUGUGACGACUGUGAGAAACUUGUCUCUGGGAGGCUGAACGAUCCCUCCAUUGUCACUCCAUUUUCCAGAGAUGACAGGGGUCACACACCGCUCCAUGUGGCCGCCCUCUGUGGGCAGGCAUCCCUCAUUGACCUCCUGGUCUCCAGAGGCGCGGUGGUAAACGCCACGGACUAUCACGGGUCUGCCCCACUGCAUCUCGCCUGCCAGAAGGGCUAUCAGAGCGUCACGCUGCUGCUCCUGCAUUACAAAGCCAGCCCCGAGGUGCAGGACAACAACGGUAACACGCCGCUCCACCUGGCCUGCACCUACGGUCACGAAGACUGUGUGAAGGCUCUGGUCUACUAUGACCUGCAGUCGUGCAGACUAGAUAUUGGUAACGAGAAAGGAGACACCCCACUACACAUAGCUGCGCGUUGGGGCUACCAAGGCAUCAUAGAGACAUUGCUACAAAAUGGAGCAUCCACGGAGAUCCAGAAUAGACUGAAAGAAACACCCCUCAAGUGUGCACUAAACUCAAAGAUUCUGUCAAUAAUGGAAGCCCAUCAUCUGCCGUUGGAAAGGAGGAGGAGGUCUUCAGAGGUCCCGGUGCAGCCCCCUCAGCGCCCCGUGGACUCCAUCAGUCAGGCGUCCUCCACCUCCAGCUUCUCCUCCGUGUUGGCGAGCUCCAGACAGGAGGAGCCCAAGAAGGACUACAGAGAGGUAGAAAAACUUUUAAGAGCGGUUGCUGAUGGAGAUCUAGAAAUGGUGCGUUACCUUCUGGAAUGGACGGAGGAGGACCUGGAUGAAUUGGAAGAUGCUGUCAGUGUAGCUGAUGUUGAAUUUUGUCACCCUCUGUGCCAGUGCCCGAAAUGUGCUCCAGCUCAAAAGAAGCUGGCCAAGAUUCCUGCCAGUGGACUUGGUGUGAAUGUGACCAACCAGGACGGCUCCUCCCCACUGCAUGUUGCUGCUCUACACGGGCGGGUGGACCUCAUCCCCCUCCUGUUGAAACAUGGUGCCGACGCGGGUGCCCGAAACGUAGACCAAGCUGUCCCGCUCCACCUGGCCUGCCAGAAGGGCCACUUCCAGGUGGUGAGGUAUCUUUUGGAUUCUAAUGCAAAACCCAAUAAAAAGGAUGUAAGUGGAAACACACCCCUCAUUUAUGCCUGUUCCAACGGCCACCACGAAGUCGCGGCCCUGCUGUUACAGCACGGGGCCUCCAUUAACAUCUCCAACAAUAAGGGCAACACAGCACUGCACGAGGCAGUGAUAGAGAAGCACGUGUUCGUGGUGGAGCUGCUUCUGCUUCAUGGGGCCUCGGUUCAGGUCUUGAACAAGAGGCAGUGCACCGCCAUAGACUGUGCUGAGCAGAAUUCAAAAAUAAUGGAAUUACUUCAGGUAGUACCGAGCUGUGUGGCCUCAGUGGACGAUGUUGGUGAAACAGACAAGGAGUAUGUUACUGUGAAGAUCAGGAAAAAAUGGAACUCAAAAAUAUAUGAUCUACCAGAUGAACCUUUUACAAGACAGUUUUACUUUGUCCACUCAGGUGGCCAGUUUAAGGGAAGGACUUCAAGGGAAAUUAUGGCAAGAGAUAGGAGUCUCCCUAAUUUUACUGAAGACUCUUUGCACGAGCCAGGGAGGCAAAGAGUCACAGGGAAACAGACCCACCUGCCAGACCAGAGCAGACCUGAGAGUGCUGACAGAGGGAAGGGCAAUCAGCCCGAGGGGCCUGCACCGAAACCAAGCAUUCCUGGGAACAGGCGGAUGCUGCGCAGACACACAGUCGAGGACACAGUCGUAUCCAAGAGCGCAGGGACUGCUGGCAACCCAGCCACUUCCCAAGAGACUAAUGUCACAUCCCAGUCUUAGCAGUGAUAAGCAGUUGUUACGUCGGCUGCCAAGAAGUGAGUCCUCGGCAAGGAGGUGCCAAGCAGAAACACAGCUGAGAACUGAGAUGUACUUUCUGUUGGAUUUGCGAGAAAAGCAAAAGUUCCUGAAAGCUGUUCUGUGGCUGAGGGAAAGAAUGCGACCAAGAAAACGAUCACCGUGUCUUUCCUCUCUCUCCACAGCUCGUGCGGCACUGGAAAAGGAACGCACACCAAUUCCAGCAGUGUCUAGAUCCUUAAGGCCAGGCGCAUGUUCCUUCUGAAGUAGCAGGAGUUCCCUGGCUACUGUGCCAGGUUUCAGGACUAGAUUCUGACCUCCUCCUAAUGAAGGGUGCUAACCUCUGUGAUGUGAACAAAUUAGCACACCACAGGCUGAAAGAAUUCCUCCGUCUGGGAUCAGCUGAAGAGAAGCAAUUUAGGUUUCAUGGUACCACGGAGGCCAGGCAGAAGCGACACAUGGGAACAAGGAAAAGAGGGCUGGAAAAUGUUCCUUUGCAAAGCAACACUUGAAUCCAAAGAUGCCUACAUGCUGUUGUGAUGUUCAUUUUAGUGAAAAGGACAUUUAGGACCUAUUCUACACUAUGUAUGUGGGAAAAGUUGGGUAUAAUUUUUCUUCCAACAAAGUAAGUACAGAUAUUUGAUCACUGCACAUACGCACCUGUAUCCGUGUCUCUUGAGACACAUCCCCUUCCGUUAAAGACCUCCCUUAGAUGUCACACCUGACGGAUAGUUACUGAACGAGAGAGAUUUGGCACAUCUUUUCUUAGUCUUUUGAUUCAGAUUCAAAACUUACAGCACAAACCAGGUGAGAGUUACUUUCAGUUAGCAUUUAUUGCCAUUUAUUCCUUUUUAUAAAUUUCUAGAGAUUAUACUCUUAUUUUUUUAUGUUACUAAUUGGUCUACAGCCGCAAACAUGGGUUUGUCCUGAGUACAUUUUCAAAUAACUUUGUAAUACGGAAGUGGCUUUGUGCAUGUUCUUGGAAAUACUUGUGUAUGUAUAGAAGGGAGGGACUGAUUAUUUUUCUACAAAGUAAUUUAUGAUUUCUAAUUUUCUAAUGUGCCUUGGAUAUGUGCCAAAUGAUGGGAAAGAAACAGUAAACUUUAUGAUUCUUGA
This is a messenger RNA of Ailuropoda melanoleuca (giant panda), 4469 nucleotides long. It is a transcript of the gene ANKRD27, whose product is annotated as ankyrin repeat domain 27. Bases 186 to 3338 code for a protein of 1050 amino acids. Gene Ontology annotation, cellular component: plasma membrane; transport vesicle; neuron projection. Gene Ontology annotation, molecular function: SNARE binding; guanyl-nucleotide exchange factor activity. Gene Ontology annotation, biological process: neuron projection morphogenesis; early endosome to late endosome transport. The record is from RefSeq and is a predicted model, not a curated record. The transcript has 29 exons. NCBI's taxonomy places the organism in Eukaryota, Metazoa, Chordata, Mammalia, Carnivora, Ursidae.